AUGCCUAGAUCUCAACCAGGAGAUGUUGCAAUGGGAAGUCUUGACCGCGCUCAUGGGGGUGUUCUGAACGCUGAGAUCAGAGACAUGUUGUCUUCAGGUAGAAGUACGAUUCUCAAAGAGCUUGAGGCCGUUGAUGCUAGUGUGGAGAAGCUUUACCCGAUGAUACAAGAUGGCGUUGAUCCUGUGGAAGUUGAAUCUUUUAAGGACUAUGUAAUGGAGUUGGGAACACAAGAUGAUAAAUUGUCUCAGGGAUUAGAUCAGUUACUAGAAGAAGUUGACAGUUUCUUCAAAAUGACUUUAAGCGGAAGAGAUGUGUUGCUAUGUAAUCUUAGGUCAAGUGACUCAAUCUCUGUGAAAGUGUGCAUCUGUUGA
This is a messenger RNA of Eruca vesicaria subsp. sativa (arugula), 372 nucleotides long. NCBI's taxonomy places the organism in Eukaryota, Viridiplantae, Streptophyta, Magnoliopsida, Brassicales, Brassicaceae. The record is from the annotation of a GenBank genome assembly.